AUGACACAUACUAGCAAAGCUGCAUCACAUAUUCUUGAUUGCACUAUUUAUAUUAUUGCUUUAAUUUUGAUGAUCAUCGACGAAAUUGAACUGGUUUCGCGUAGUCUUUUUCAAAAAUUUAGCCAGCGUUUAAGUGAAAUAUUCAAACUGCUUGACAAAAGUGAUGUUUAUUUUGGCAAUAUUCCAGUUUUAUUAUUUGAAGGUUUGGCUCAAUUUGAACCAGUUGCUGCUAAGCAAAUGUUUUGCCGCCCACUUAAUGACGCUUUGUAG
Messenger RNA from Rotaria socialis, 270 nucleotides. Lineage: Eukaryota; Metazoa; Rotifera; Eurotatoria; Philodinida; Philodinidae. The record is from the annotation of a GenBank genome assembly.